CAGUCUUUUUGCUAGAAUCAGAAUGGGAGAAGUGGCUGCUCAGAUUCCGACGAGUUUCGGCCACGAGCUCAGGGCUUGUCUUCGUUGCCGCCUCGUGAAGACCUACGAUCAGUUUAGGGAUUCUGGGUGCGAGAAUUGUCCUUUCUUCAAAAUAGACGAGGACCCUGAGCGUAUCGUUGAUGUUACCACCCCUAAUUUCAACGGUACAAUCUCUAUGAUGGAUCCACGCAGAAGUUGGGCUGCGAGAUGGUUAAGAAUUGGUAAAUUCGCUCCUGGUUGCUACGCUCUUGCUGUCUCUGAGACACUCUCAGAGGAUAUGCAGUCACUAUGCCAAGAAGUGCGAGUGCAGUACAUUCCGCCAAAACGCAUUUGAAGCCCUUUUUGCAUCAUGUCUGACAUCUCUCCUGCAAGUCGUCAUCAUCAUCUUCAAGAAGCCAGAGUGUGAGAGAAUCCAUGGACGCUGCCUAUUAAUAGAAGAUGUUUACUAGUAACUAUAUUUUUUUAUGAUUUUUAAAACUAAUCUUAAGAUUCAGAGUUUUGUUUUGCCAACAAAGAACAUCUCUUGCAACUCAUAUGAAUAAAAAACUACAAAAA
This is a messenger RNA of Raphanus sativus (radish), 594 nucleotides long. RefSeq names its product transcription elongation factor SPT4 homolog 1-like. The coding region runs from base 23 to 373 and encodes 116 amino acids. The transcript has 5 exons. Gene Ontology annotation, biological process: mRNA processing; positive regulation of DNA-templated transcription, elongation; regulation of transcription elongation by RNA polymerase II. NCBI's taxonomy places the organism in Eukaryota, Viridiplantae, Streptophyta, Magnoliopsida, Brassicales, Brassicaceae. Gene Ontology annotation, cellular component: nucleus; DSIF complex. Gene Ontology annotation, molecular function: zinc ion binding; RNA polymerase II complex binding. The record is from RefSeq and is a predicted model, not a curated record.